AAAUCAGCUGAUCCAGCGUAGACAUCUUUAGUCACGACUACAACGGUUAAUUCAUACAUUCCUAGCUGUAUUUCACUGGUAUUUCAUUAAUUGAUUGAUACAUCGCACUAAAGGAUUUACAAUAUUGUAAAGCAGGUUGCAUUUAUUGUAUUGAAAUCACGGUGUUUAUCUUUUCUUCAAGGAAACAGAAUAUCCUAGACUGCUGCAACCAUGGCGCUCAGCGAUGCCGACGUUCAGAAGCAGAUCAAACACAUGAUGGCCUUCAUUGAGCAGGAGGCCAAUGAGAAGGCAGAGGAAAUUGAUGCCAAGGCGGAAGAGGAGUUCAACAUUGAGAAGGGCCGUCUGGUGCAGACCCAGAGGUUGAAGAUCAUGGAGUAUUACGAGAAGAAAGAGAAGCAGAUCGAGCAGCAGAAGAAAAUUCAAAUGUCUAACCUGAUGAACCAGGCUCGUCUUAAGGUGUUGAAGGCUCGCGACGACAUGAUUUCAGAAAUGUUGAGCGAGGCGCGUCAACGGCUGGCCAACAUAGCCAAGGACCCAGCCAGGUACCCAGCACUGAUGGAUGGGCUGGUUCUGCAGGGUUUCUAUCAGCUUCUUGAGGCCAAAGUGACCAUCCGCUGUCGUAAACAGGACUUGCAGGUGGUUCAGGCGGCUAUUCAGAAGACCAUUCCCAUCUAUAAAGCAGCAGUGAAGAACAAUAUUGAGGUUCGCAUCGACCAGGACAACUUCCUGUCCCCAGAGAUUUCUGGAGGUAUUGAGAUCUACAACGCUAAUGGGAAGAUCAAGGUGUCCAACACCCUAGAGAGCAGACUGGACCUCAUGGCUCAGCAGAUGAUGCCUGAGGUUCGAGUGGCUCUUUUUGGUCAGAACCAGAACCGCAAGUUUCUGGACUGAGUGUCGCCAUCCAUCGUCUUGAAGAGGAGUUAUUUAUUUUUGUUGUGUGAAAGUUACCAUUCCUGUGUCUGU
Messenger RNA from Coregonus clupeaformis (lake whitefish), 963 nucleotides. Its product is annotated as V-type proton ATPase subunit E 1. Gene Ontology annotation, molecular function: proton-transporting ATPase activity, rotational mechanism. Bases 211 to 891 code for a protein of 226 amino acids. Lineage: Eukaryota; Metazoa; Chordata; Actinopteri; Salmoniformes; Salmonidae. The record is from RefSeq and is a predicted model, not a curated record. The transcript has 9 exons. Gene Ontology annotation, biological process: proton transmembrane transport. Gene Ontology annotation, cellular component: proton-transporting two-sector ATPase complex, catalytic domain.